Molecule: messenger RNA, 2919 nt
Organism: Serendipita indica DSM 11827
Lineage: Eukaryota; Fungi; Basidiomycota; Agaricomycetes; Sebacinales; Serendipitaceae
Source: the annotation of a GenBank genome assembly
AUGUCAACCCGUUUUCUCUCCUUUCUCCUCGCAGCUGCCGCUGCCGCCAACGUUGCUCAGGGUGCCCAGACCGUGACCGUCUGCAGCGCAGGCGAGUGUCUUACCGGCCAAUCCAACAUUACACGGCUGGGUGCGGUGCUUAGCUCGCAAUCAAACUCGUAUCUCCUCCUUCCAGGCCAAUACACGUCUUCUGUCCAGCCAGCAUCGCUCGAGCAGGCCCUCGUCUCUGCAACGUCUACAAUCACCUUUACGACUGGUUUCUCAAACUCUACGACUGCAACAACGCCCUCCCUCCCUCUUAAUGUCGCCCUUCAGCCCGGAUUACUCAACUACCCUUCAGACCUCUAUACCGGAGACCCGUCGUUUAUCGCUCUCCCACAAUCCGUCAAUGGAUCGCUUUCAUCUACCGGUCUCAGUCGUGGUUCCAUCAUCCUUGCCGCCAAUACAGUAGCAACCAUUGAAGCAACCAAUAAUGGCCCCAAGACUCCAUGGCAGGAUCCCUUCAACUUGUUUCUCUCCAAUCGGCGAGCUGCUCUCCGGCCUGCUCGUCCGCCGCCAUCUGUACCAUGGCCGGAACUUGCCAAUGCCCGACUGGCUUCACGGGCUCGAGCUGUGAGAGCUGCCAGGAAGGUUUCUUUGGUCCUCAGUGUCAGAAAUGUCCGUCUGGGUGCUCCGACUGCGAUGACGGAAUCAACGGCACUGGCGUCUGUCGCUCGCCAAAUCUACCCACGAAUGCACCCCAAAACUGCAAUUGCGCCAAUGGUGUGUGCGGAGGAACUGGCUCCACCGCGACGUGCACGUGCUCGCCCGGAUGGACGACGAGCGCCAAUAACAAUGGCACUCAGUGCGCCUCUUGCGCCUCUGGUUUCUUCAAGACGUCUGACGGAAACUGCCAAAAGUGCGGUUCUCGCUGUACACAAUGCAAGGAUGGCACGGGCGAGUGCACCCAAUGCGAUAAUGGACUCGUUCCCAGCAAUGGGCUCAAUCAAGUCUGUAUCGUCGCUGCAUCUCAAUGCCCAAGCGGCCAGUUUCCCAAUACGUCGUCGUCGACCGGAUGUUCGGCCUGCAAUACCGCAUGUGCGACGUGCAAUGGUCCUGCCGCCACCGACUGUGUCUCGUGCGCUUCUGGCACAUUCUUCAACAAUGGUCGCUGUGUUGCCAUCGCGUCUUCUCCAAGCUCGGGAGUCUGCACUGGAAGCGACUUGGUCGCCAACCCACUCACGGGUGUCUUCCCAGCCAGUCGACUUUUUCCCAAGUCAAAUGCACUGCCUGCUUGCCAGGCAAGGUUUUGACUGGAGGCAAAUGCGCGGAUUCUUGCCCAGCCGGAUCUUUUGCUUCGGACGGUGUCUGCACAACCUGCAGCUCGAGUUGCAAGACCUGCACGGGCAAGGCCGACUUUUCAAUCGCUGCGUCAAGACUUGCGCCAAGUCAGAGUACCUUGACUCUGCAAGUGGUUCCUGCAAGACCUGCGACUCUUCGUGCGCGAGUUGCUCUGGAGGUGGCGCUAGCUCCUGUCUCUCGUGUAACAGCAACAAGCAAGUCUUGAGAGCUGGCAAGUGCGUUGAUGUCAACUGUGGAAGCAACAGUGGCCCCACAUCUGGUCUCGGUGUCUGUCUCGCAGAGCUCGUUCAGGUUCCCAACAACCCGACCACUCCAACCAUCCCACCACUCGACCCCAACGCUCAGCAGCCGUCGUCUGGUGGCGGGCACAAGCUCACAUGGUGGCAGAUUCUGCUUAUCGUCCUUGGUGCAUUGCUCCUUCUCAUCCUCCUUUUGCUUCUCUGGCGUCGCCGUGCGCGUCAAAAGAGAGCCCAGGAGACGGAGCAGUUCAAGCGCAAUCUUAAGAAGCAAGGUCUCUGGAGCAAGCUGUGGCGUAAUCCAUUUGCCGCUUGGUGGGCUCGUCGCAGGUCUGCCGCUCUCGCUCGUCGUUCGCAAGACGUGGAACGCAUGUCGGACGCCAAAGACUGGAAGAGCAACAGCUCGAGUGCAGACCGUCGCACGGCCGUCGGUGUUCCAAAGAGCAUCUCGCGAGGCAGCUGGGUCACCAUGGGUCAGCACACGCAACGUCGUGGCUCGUUUGAGGGACGCUCGUACAUGAGCGGACCCAAUUUUGCCGGUCUUGGUGCUAUUCACGAGAAUCGACGAUACGGCGACGAUGCCUGGGAACGCGCUCACUCUACGUCCGGUCGCUCCUAUGAGCGUAGUAUCUCUGAUGGUCAGUCCCGACGCUACAAAGACGAGCCUCGGGGCGAGUCUCGCUACUGGGGUCAAGAGAUUGAGCAAGAGGAUGUCCGCUCCGAGAGGACAUAUGACCCCUACCAGUACCCUCGUCCAGACUCGCGAGGCUCUCGUGAUCGAGAGGACCUUGUGUCGAUCAUCAAGUCGGAGUACACUGAAGGAGACCGCUAUGAUGAUCGCCACUACAACCACCAGAGGAGCCAUACUCGCGACGACCGCAGCUACCGUGGAGAUUAUCCUCAAUCCGUCUCCACCCGCCAGACCCAGUCGCGCCACUAUCGUCGCGACGAGCCGCGUUCCUAUGGACGCGGAGGCGAGACACCAUCCGUGUACUCGCAAUCAACGGGUCAUCCGCCACUGCGACAGAUGCAAAUGCGUAUGCCUAUGCCACCCAUUUCAUUCCACCACGAAGAGCCGCCGAGAGACGCCGUUCUCUCCUCUCGAUUCAGCAUGUCGACUACCGCGGCUUCGAUGCACCCUCCAUCGAAAAUCCAGCGCAAGUCGCCUCCUGCAGAGCCCGUUCCUGAACUCAAGGAGCCACCGAGACAACUCACGGAUGCGGAGAUGUACAAAAUGUCCAAGUUGUUCCCCGAGUUGCUCAAGCUCGUGAGUCCGACCAAGAAGGAGCACUCGCCGCCUGCGGCACAUACCUCUCCAAAUCGGAAUCCCUUCCGGAUAUGA